AUGCUUCCACUAAUAAGUUGAGCAAGCUAAAUUCAACAAUAAAAUGUUUAUUCUAUUCAGUCCUAAUAUACUCUUCUGACUGGGUAGAUCCCCCUGUUAAAUAUAAAUUCAAGUUUCUGAACAUAAAAUGGAAGAAAAAAUUCAAGCGGAGACACAUAAAGUGAUCGAGAAGGCGUUCAACAGGACGGAGCGGAGGGGCAGCGUUGCACCUGACGAGGUCAAGAAGCUCAUCACGGAAAUGCAGCCGGGAUGGGAAAUCGAUGAGGCGGAGUUGGAGAGAGAAAUUGAGAAUGCGGAAAGAUCAGGAAGCGGGAAAGUCGACUGGGGUGGGUUCAACAAGGUUGCUAUGCAUUUUUUCAUGAAACAAUCAAAACAAUUGCAAGAUCAGUUCAUCCACAAACACGAAAUUUCAUCUGCCGACUUUGAAGCACCUCCGUCGAAGGAUUAAGGAAUUAUUUCAAGUUAUAAAUAAUUUUUUGAGGAAAAAGAGUUGUAUUAAAGAAUGUGGGCCCUACAUAUGAGGCCAGUUCAAGUCUACCCUUAGAAAUAUAUUGUUAGAAUUUUGUUAAAUGUGAGAAAAAGAUGGAGAUUUGUUGACACAUUACAUAUUAAAGUCAUUAUCUAUCAUGGCCUCAGAUUAUACUGUACAUAAAGUUGUAUAAAAAAGAGUGGUUGUAUAAAACUGUGCAGUUUCGACUAUGGCAUAA
This is a messenger RNA of Folsomia candida, 707 nucleotides long. RefSeq lists its product as uncharacterized. The transcript has 4 exons. Lineage: Eukaryota; Metazoa; Arthropoda; Collembola; Entomobryomorpha; Isotomidae. The record is from RefSeq and is a predicted model, not a curated record. The coding region runs from base 128 to 448 and encodes 106 amino acids.